Molecule: messenger RNA, 522 nt
Organism: Hyaloperonospora brassicae
Lineage: Eukaryota; Oomycota; Peronosporomycetes; Peronosporales; Peronosporaceae
Source: the annotation of a GenBank genome assembly
AUGACAGCGUCGAGCAAAACCUUUGACCACAGAACCCAUGCGCAGCACCGUUGGCAGCGAUUCUGGAGCCACGACUCGAAAGGAUACGCGGGAUUCUCUGUCAUCGCAGGUGGCCUUCAUCUCGCAAAAACGAUCAGCUCACACAAGAAAACAACAGCAGGUGUCGCGUUCUUGGCAAAGCGACUGACCAUGACGCUCCCGACACUCAUGGUGUAUCCACUAGUGCUUGGCGUCACGGGUGCCGAGCUACUGGUGUGGGGGGCGUCGUACUUUAGCGCCAAGAAGGACGACAGUACCUCUCGUGCCACGCGUGACGCCAAAUUGGCUCCUGCAGUGUUUGCCGUGUAUGGCACUGCGCUGAAUACCGUGUACCCGUUCGCUGGUCCUUUUCGUCGUGUGCGUGCGUGGGUCCGCCCCGUGAAAUGGGGUGCACUUGGUCUGGUCCUGAAUGCUGCCCUCUCGAAAAUCACCGCGGCGCCAUCUGACGACAAAGACGCAGCAUUGCAGCGCGUCGAGAAGUAG